Molecule: messenger RNA, 752 nt
Organism: Nicotiana tabacum (common tobacco)
Lineage: Eukaryota; Viridiplantae; Streptophyta; Magnoliopsida; Solanales; Solanaceae
Product: universal stress protein PHOS32-like
Source: RefSeq, a predicted model, not a curated record
CACAAAUAAAGCUUCUCUUGCAUCGUUUAGCAAAAUAAAGAGAAGGUAAAAGAAAAAAAAAAGUAUAAAAUUAAAAUGAGUGGGAAACCAGUGUUGAUAUUUGCAGUUGAUGAUAGUGAGCAUAGUUUCUAUGCCCUUGAAUGGACACUUGAUCAUUACUUUGCUUGUCCCUCAACUUCCCCCUUUAAGCUUGUGGUUAUUCAUGCAAAAUCUAAUGCAUAUGCUGCAUGUGCAGUAGGAAUGGCUGGACCAGGAAGAAUUGAUGUGCUUACCCUCAUAGAAACAGAUAUUAAAAGGGGAGCAGAGAAAGUUAUUGAAAAAACAAAAGAAUUAUGCAAGAGUAAAAGACUAAAAGAAGUAUCAUGUGAAGUAAUUGAAGGUGAUGCUAGAAAUGUUAUUUGUGAUGCUGUUGACAAACACCAUGCCUCUCUCUUGGUCAUGGGUAGUCAUGGUUAUGGAGCUUUCAAGAGGGCUGUAUUGGGCAGUGUAAGUGACUACUGCUCUCAUCAUGCAAAUUGCUCUGUGAUGAUUGUGAAGAAUGAUACAAAGCCAAAGCAAUAAACAACUGUAAAUGGCUCUGUCUUAUUCAGUUGCAAAGGUUUUACUGAUUUUAAGGUCCAUAUAGAAUUGGUUCCUGUGUUAUGACAUUAGGGUUUUUUUUUCCUUUAGAAAAAAGAAGAAGAAAAAAAACUCAUUAUACAGUGUAAUGUUUUGGAUUCCCUGUAACUGUGAACUACUUUUGUAUGUCAAAA